AUGGUGCUCUUUGCAAGAAAAAUGAGAAGACUACUGAGAUACAAAAACAAAGGCAAAGGAAGCUCUUCAUCCAAAGAUGUCAAGAAAGAUCAAGUCAAGUUCACAUGCCAUCACUGCAAGGAGCCUGGUCACUUCAAGUCAGAUUGCCCUCAACUCAAGAAAGGCGAAAAAUUCAAGAAAGACAAGAAGAAGGUGAUGAUGGCAACAUGGGAGGACUUGGAGAAUGACACCAGCUCAGAAAGCUCAGAUCAAGAAGCUCAACUAUGCCUGAUGGCAGAUCAUGAUGAUGAAGAUGAGGUAGAUCUCUCUGACUUAUCUAUUGAUGAACUGCGCUACAUUAUCAAAGACAUUUCUGUGAACUCUAAGAAACUCUUGGAUAAGUAUGCUAAAUGUAAGAAAGAAAAUGAAGCCUUGAGGACAGAAAAUGACCUUCUUUUGAAAAAGAUCAUGCAAGAAAGAAAAUGA
This is a messenger RNA of Arachis duranensis, 465 nucleotides long. RefSeq lists its product as uncharacterized. The coding region runs from base 1 to 465 and encodes 154 amino acids. Lineage: Eukaryota; Viridiplantae; Streptophyta; Magnoliopsida; Fabales; Fabaceae. The record is from RefSeq and is a predicted model, not a curated record. The transcript has a single exon. Gene Ontology annotation, molecular function: zinc ion binding; nucleic acid binding.